AUGCCACUCCAAGGGAAGAAGAAAAAACUCAUGGACGAGACCUACGGAGGCGGAAGUCGACCACAUCGGGCCAGAGUUCGAAGGGCAUGGGAUGACCAGUUCAAGGGGUUUCCCACCAAGCCUCUGGUGUUGAUGUUCACGGUCGGGGGGAUGACCUACAAGCAAGCGGCAGCGAAAACAGGUGAAUACUUCGCGAUCGGCGUUUACGUAGCGCACCCGCAAUCCCGCGGCAGUAUCCACAUCACCGUUCCGAGUAUAGAUGAUAAACUCGACUUCGUCACAGGCUUCCUAUCCGACGAGCACGAAAACGACAUAAAAUUUCGCUUCUACACCCACUGCAUCCUACCCAGCCGGACCCGCCGACAAAGCGCCGUGGCCGAGACCCAGUACGCACCCGAAGACGACGCGCCGAUCGAGAAAUGGGUGCGCGAGCAUGUUACUGCAUGCUGGCAAGGGCUGGGCACCUGCAAAAUGGCACCAGAAGAGAACAUGGGGGUCGUUGAUGAGAACUUGAGCGUGUAUGGCGUACAGGAGUUGAAGAUUGCGGACCUUGGUAUUGCGCCAGUCAACGUGUCGGCGAAUAGGAUGAAUACGGCGCUGGUGAUUGGGGAGAAGGCUGCCGAUAUCUUCACACGGGACUGGGUCUGCAGCCGAGCGAGGCCUAGACACGACGACGCGAUGAGGAGCCCGGUGCAGUAUUUGUCGGUGGUUCUUGAAUUUGAUGCCUGUCCUGAUUCUACUUGCUGCUACGUCUGA
Messenger RNA from Anthostomella pinea, 756 nucleotides. The record is from the annotation of a GenBank genome assembly. NCBI's taxonomy places the organism in Eukaryota, Fungi, Ascomycota, Sordariomycetes, Xylariales, Xylariaceae.